CUUUGUACCUAGCUCGUCCUCUGAAUCAAAUCUUCCACCCAAAUAAUUAAGGAAGAAUGGCAAAGUCUAUUAUCAUCCAGGCCGCUGCCCUUUGCUUCUUGUCCCUCCUUGCUUUCGCUUACUGCGAAGACCGCUUCUUUGUGGAGGGCAGAGUUUACUGCGACACCUGCCGUAUCCAAUUCGUCACCAAGCUCACCAAGUACAUGAAAGGUGCAAAGGUGGGGUUAGAGUGCAAGGACCGUGAAGGCGGUAGCUUAAUAUACAGCAGUGAGGCUGAGACAGACGAGUCGGGAACCUACCGCCUUCCGGUGGACGGAGACCACGAGGAGGAGAUAUGCGAAGUGGUGCUGAAGAAGAGCAGUGACCCUGAGUGCGACGAGGUGAGCAAGGAUCCUUUCCUGAAGAAAAGCGCAAGGAUCAGCCUCACAAAGAACAAUGGCAUUUCAAGCCCAGUACGCCUUGCCAAUCCUCUCGGCUUCAUGAAGAAGACACCUCUUCCUGGGUGCACUGAGGCCCUCAGGGAGCUCGGAAUGACCGCCGACGAUAUUGUCCAAUAA
Alnus glutinosa is the source of this 557-nucleotide messenger RNA. RefSeq names its product olee1-like protein. Bases 57 to 557 code for a protein of 166 amino acids. The record is from RefSeq and is a predicted model, not a curated record. NCBI's taxonomy places the organism in Eukaryota, Viridiplantae, Streptophyta, Magnoliopsida, Fagales, Betulaceae. The transcript has 2 exons.